AUGCCGUCGCAGUAUCCAUCGAUUCAGAGUUUCUUUCGGAAGGAAGUUAAAGGGGAUGAAGGAAUGUCUGCUUUGAGUGUGGUGGGUAACUCGAACUUGCAGGGGAGGGGAGGGAGUACACAGGGUGAUGGGUUUGGGAGGGAUGGUGGUGGAGUAGAGAGGGGUGGGGAAGAUGGGGAAGAUGGGGAAGAUGGGGAAGAUGGGGAAGAUGGGAAAGUUGAAUUUGGAGAUGGAUUUACGGAAGAAGAAUUACAUGAGGCCAUGGAUCCUUUGGCUAAAAAGUGGAAUCCGAGUAGAGAGUAUGAGAGUUUGGCUGUGGGAGAAUUGAUUCCUGGACCAAAAGCAGUUACAUUCAUAGGUAGAGUGGUCAGUUUCGCGACAAUUAUUGGAAAAAGUGCCAAACAACCAAGAGCUAGGGGAUGGCAUUAUGUUGGUGUUAGAGGAGAAGGUGGUGUUGUUUCGAUAAAACUAUAUUUCGCAAAUCAAUCUUACCCCCUCAAAUUAGGUCAACUUCUCUCAAUUUGGACAGCCUUCAUAUCUGAUACUUCGAAAGCCGACGGUGCAUCUACAGCUGGUAUUCUCGUUUGCGCAAAUUUAUUUCCUGGUCGCAACACGAGUGAUCAUUUGAUGAUUCAUACUCAUUCCGGUGCUGCAGACGUUUGUCGUAUUCCUUUCGGUUACAUUAAGGGCGAACCAUUACCUGGGCUCAUGACAUUGGAAGCUUAUCUAAAUGGAGGGUAUGAUGGAGUUCUAGAUGUGAAAUUACUCGUUUGUGUAAAGAGUAUCGGAGCCAAGAAGAAGAUUGUCAAAAAAGAUGGAGGGGAAUCAGAUCUUAUUGAAAUGAUACUCUUCGAUCAUACUGGCGAAACAAAAAUGAAAUGUUGGUCGGAUUUGAUCGAGAGUGUGAAGGAAUGGAUACCAGGAAAAACCAUCCUACUCGUUUCGAACCCAAUGCAUAAGCUUGAUUAUGGAGGUAAAGGAAUAAUCUGUUGGGGAAGAAAUACAAUGGUAGAUGUGGAACCGGAAUUCGCAGAUGCGAAUUGGUUGAGGAAAUGGGCAAAUGGAUUGAUGAGGAAAGAGAGUAUAGGAGUGGAGUUUCCAAGUGAAGUUUGGGGGGAGGAAGAUAUUGAGGAAGCAAUUUAUGGACCUAGAACGGCAUUAUUUGGGCUGAGGGAUGUGGAGGAGUGGGUUAGAGGUGGAGAGGGAGAGGUUUUCACAGGCUGGAUUAGUGUUGUGUUGGUGGAAUUGAGCUUGGUGAAGAUUUGGAGGAGGAAUAUGUUGUUUUGUGGGGAAUGCUGCGGUAUACAACUCUACUCACCCACCCCCAGUCUCGAAUGUCCGCACUGCUCGAAACUCCUACAACUUAUCAUGAAUCCGAAAGUCAUUGCGACAUUGAUCGAUGAGACGGGAAUGAUAAGUGGUGGGAAAUUAGUCUGGAGUGAGAAGGCGUGGAAGGAAUUAUUAGGGAGAGGAACAGAGGAGCUUUGCCAGAUGGGAGUUGAAGAGGUGAAGAUGUUGGAGUGUAGAAUGGUGGGGUUGAGAGUUAGUUUGUGUUUUGGGUGGGUGGGGGAUGCUGGGGGAGAGAGGGUGGGAGGGAGAUUGUGUGUUUUGGGGGUUAGGAGUUGA
Molecule: messenger RNA, 1626 nt
Organism: Botrytis deweyae
Lineage: Eukaryota; Fungi; Ascomycota; Leotiomycetes; Helotiales; Sclerotiniaceae
Exons: 5
Coding region: 1-1626 (541 amino acids)
Biological process (GO): resolution of meiotic recombination intermediates
Molecular function (GO): single-stranded DNA binding; single-stranded DNA 3'-5' DNA exonuclease activity
Source: RefSeq, a predicted model, not a curated record